Molecule: messenger RNA, 2214 nt
Organism: Prorocentrum cordatum
Lineage: Eukaryota; Dinophyceae; Prorocentrales; Prorocentraceae
Source: the annotation of a GenBank genome assembly
GCGCGGCGGCCGCGGCAGCUGGAGGGCACCUGCUCGCCGCCCUGCUGCUCACCACCGCCCCCUUUGGUGCCGCGGUGGCCGCGGUGCUGGCGCUGGUGCGCCUCGCUCUCCGCGGCUCCCCGCUUGGCUGCUGCAGGGCCCGCGCGCCCGCCGCCGAGGCUCGCUCUCGCCCUGCGGCGGCCCCCGCCCUGCUCUUUUCGGGCGGCAGGUCGCGCGCCGCAGGGGAGGCUGCGCGGCAGCCCGGCGCCCCCCCGGACAAGCCCGGGCCGGCCGGAGCGCCUGGCCGUCGGGGUGCUGCCCGCCGUCGAGCCCGGCAGUGGGCCAGGCUCUGGCUGCUGCCGCUGGGCUGCGCGAGGGUCGGUGGCUUCGUGGUGCUCUUCCUCUUCGACGUCGCCCUGAUUCAGAAGUACCUGGUGGACGCCGAGCGCCCGCUGCGCUCGGGAGGGCCCGGGCUGCGCGGCCCCUCGUGGUGGGGCGAGGGCUGGGACGAGGACGCCGCCCUCGAGUACGGGCCGCGCACCCCCCACGAGAUCGGGCUGGCGCUGGCCCGGCUGUGCGAGCAGGUGGGCCUCGGGGCGCCGGUGGCGGACGCCAGCAAGCGCGCGGCGGACGACGUCAUGUGGCUGUUGCGCAGGCUUGUGGACUUGGGGCUGGAGGUGCCCGAGGGCGUCGCCCUGGGCUGCAGCGGCACGCGCCGCCUCUUCGCCGCGGGCGCGGUGGCGGGCGUGGCGGGCACCCUGCUCGCCGUCGGCGCCCUCGACGUGCUCGGCAUCAUGUCCGCGUCGCGGGAGGCGUGGGCGGCGCGCGCCGCCGCCGGGCUGGGGCGCCUCGGCGUGCCCGGGGCGCUGCUGCUGGACGCGUGGCUGCGCGCGCUGGACAGCCCGUGCGCGCUCAGCGCCAGGUGCUCCUGUCAUCGGCUAUUGAGCUCAGGAGGGACAUCUACGGGAUCUUCGGCUCAGACUUUGGCUACUUUGUGGGCGCGGACCUUGCGAGAGGCGCGGAAUGCGACAGCUUCUGGCACGUCCCCGUGGACUUCAUGUCGAAGCUGGGCCUCCUGGCCGGCGGCGCCGCCCUGGUGCUGGCGGUGGCCGCCUCGCUGGGCGGGGCGCCGCUGGGGCGGUCGCCGGCGCGGUGGGCCGUGAGGUCGCUGUACUGGCGGGAGGUGCGCCUCUCGCGAUGGGACGGGGCGACACUGAGGCGACUGGCCCCCUCCCCGGGCGGCGAGCGCCUGGCGCUGCUGCUGCGGCCGCUGCUGGGCGCCGGGCUGUCCCUGGGCGUGUGGACGACCUGGGCGUCGCGGGCCUUCCACUGCGGCGUGCGGCAGGACUGGUACCACCUGAUCACCGAUUGCCCCGACGACGACGCCGAUGAUGCGGAGCUGUGCAGCGUUGUGGGCGUUAAGCAGGUGUGCGAGGCGACGGCGAGGGGAGUGGCGCUGGCCUGGUUGCCCGUGCCCUACGUCGGCGGGGCGCUGUGCAAGCUUUGCCUCUACAUGAACGAGCACGUGCUUUUCGCCAUUGGACACGACGGCGGCGGCUCGGCCGGCCCGCCCGCGCCGCUCGGCCGCCACUUCCACGCCGACUCGCCGGGCGCCCUGCACGCGCUGCGGUGGACCCUGCGGGCUUGGCUCUGCUUCAUCCUGGCCGCCGUGGAGUUUGACCUCCUCGGCUCCACCGCUGAGCAGAGGCGCGACGGCCUCGCGGUCUGCCUCGCGCUCGUCGCGUGCGUCGCCGUGGUGCUGGUGGCGCUCGACCUGGCGCAGCAGUGCUGGGCGCUCGAGGCGUGCGAGGACAUCCUGACGCGCUGUGCGCUGCUCGUCGAGAGCGGCCAGCUCUCUGAGAUGGCCGCUUCGCCGGAGGCCGUGGGCACCGCCCUGGCGCCCGGGGACGCCGAGCGCGUGCGGGCAGCCUGCCAGGAGCUGGCGGUGCUCCCGUGGGUGCGCGCCAGGCGGCUGCCGCCCGAGCGGCGCCCGUGGCUGGCGUGCGCCAAGGCGCGGGCGGGCGAGGUGUACUGCGCCACGGUGCACUCGCUACGAGUUGCGCGCUGGGCGGGCAGCACCAGCGAGUUCAGCGGCGACGUGGUGGGCCAGCUGGAGAGCGCCUCCCUGGUGCUGCUGCUCCGGGAGGCCGUGGACGCGGAGCUCGAGGCCGCACGUGCUCGGGAGGCGGCGGCGCCGCUGCUCAGGAAGCUGGUGCAGUCGGCGGCAGCCGCCAG